Salarias fasciatus (jewelled blenny) is the source of this 970-nucleotide messenger RNA. It is a transcript of the gene shld3, whose product is annotated as shieldin complex subunit 3. Lineage: Eukaryota; Metazoa; Chordata; Actinopteri; Blenniiformes; Blenniidae. The transcript has 2 exons. Gene Ontology annotation, biological process: negative regulation of double-strand break repair via homologous recombination; positive regulation of isotype switching; positive regulation of double-strand break repair via nonhomologous end joining. The record is from RefSeq and is a predicted model, not a curated record. Bases 294 to 947 code for a protein of 217 amino acids.
UAGCCUUCCCGUUAGCCUGCUAGCUUCCAGCCUCCAGCUCGAGUCGGCUUCAGGACGGAAUAACUCCCCCGGACCGCGCUCGCUGUUCGGAGGAGGACUUUCGGACAUACCGGAUGUACCUGCCGCGGCGUCGGUUCUCUUUACCGCCCGCGAGCUUCGAGGGGAGCGAGUUCCGGUGAGACGAGGGAGCUAAAAACAUUAGCAUUGGUGUUACGGCGACUUCUGCGACCUUUAAAAUCUCUUCUGUCUGAACCCCUGAGGUAAUGAUGACCUCUGACCUCUGACCCCUGUGGAUGGAGGAGGUGUUCCUCCACUUCCAGUCGGGCCCCCCCUCCAGACUCCCCUCGCUGCUCCGGACCGCUCAGAACCUUCUGGACCCGUUCCCCUGCCGGGCCGCCCCCGUCUUCACGCCAUGGUUCCCCUCCUCAGGCCAGCGGCCCCCGCUGAGGCCGGCCAGACCGCCGCCCGCCCUCGCCUGCGCAGGAGGGGGGGCGGAGCCAGAGGCUGAGCCCGCCCCCCUCAGACUACAGCCCGGGAGGGCGGAGCCAGUGGCUGAGCCCGCCCCCCCGGACCGCUCCCCCAGGCGGAGCUGGGUCGUGGCGGCUCGCAGCCGGGUUCCGUCCCAGCGCUCCAUGUCCAGACGCCUCCGGGACACGCUGUCCGUCCACAGGCUCCACCCCCUCCAGAGGGCGCGCUGGGUGAUCCACCGGGAGAACUGUGGAACCGGGACGGACCUGGAGCAGACGUGGCGCGCUCUGUGCCGGGCCGUCCGGACCGCCCCCCUCCCCUCCUGCACCGCCACCAUCCAGCGGGACCGGGCCGAGGUCUGGGUCUUCUGCGACCUGGAGUGGGCGGAGCAUGUGGGCCGCCGCCUGAAGAGGGCGCUGCAGCUGGAGGGCAGCAUUCGCCUGUGUGUGCGCACGGCGCCCGACAUCCUCAGCAUGUAGACCGCCGGGCUGGACCCGGGGGG